This is a messenger RNA of Biomphalaria glabrata, 549 nucleotides long. RefSeq lists its product as uncharacterized. The record is from RefSeq and is a predicted model, not a curated record. Lineage: Eukaryota; Metazoa; Mollusca; Gastropoda; Planorbidae. The transcript has a single exon. The coding region runs from base 1 to 549 and encodes 182 amino acids.
AUGACAACGCUGGCCCACAUGACAACGCUGGCCCACAUGACAACGCUACCCCACAUGACAACGCUGACCCACAUGACAACGCUACCCCACAUGACAACGCUGACCCACAUGACAACGCUGACCCACAUGACAACGCUGGCCCACAUGACAACGCUGGCCCACGUGACAACGCUGGCCCACGUGACAACGCUGGCCCACAUGACAACGCUGGCCCACAUGACAACGCUGGCCCACAUGACAACGCUGGCCCACAUGACAACGCUGGCCCACACGACAACGCUGGCCGACAUUACAACGCUGGCCCACAUGACAACGCUGGCCCACAUGACAACGCUGGCCCACAUGACAACGCUGGCCCACAUGACAACGCUGGCCCACAUGACAACGCUGGCCCACAUGACAACGCUGGCCCACAUGACAACGCUGGCCCACAUUACAACGCUACUCCACGUUACAACGCUGGCCCACAUGACAACGCUGGCCGACAUUACAACGCUGGCCCACAUGACAACGCUGGCCCACAAGUUUUCUCGCCUUCCAAGUCUGUAA